This is a messenger RNA of Adineta ricciae, 216 nucleotides long. NCBI's taxonomy places the organism in Eukaryota, Metazoa, Rotifera, Eurotatoria, Adinetida, Adinetidae. The record is from the annotation of a GenBank genome assembly.
AUGUCGAAAAAUGACGAAAAGAAAGAGACGCCAGCUGAACAUAGAGAAACAGAAGUGUCAGGUAAUGCUGGUUUAGAACGAACAGUUGGAACAAGUGAUGUUUCGACUGGCAAAUUCGAGCGAAUUGGUGUUGCCCCGGCAAUGCCUGACACCGGAAGUCUCGAUCAUGCUCAUACUGAUCGAAAAGCAGAUAGCAAUCCAUCAACAAAUACAUAA